AUGAAGACAAGGCUUGGAGAAAUAAAUAAUAUUAUUGAUGAAAUUAAAGAGAAUUACAAAGAAUUAAAAAACCAAGUAAAAACUUCUGACUCAAAUAUUGUUUCUAUAACAAAAGAAUUAAACAUUUGUAAAUCAUUAAUUAACUCAAACCCUCAAGAAAUUAAACAUUCUCCAGAAAAGUAUGUUACGUCUACUUUUAAUACUCCUCAACCCCCUCAAGCAUUUGUACAACCACCACCUCCUCCUCCUAUUGACAAUUCAAAGAUACCAAAUGUUUCGACUCCUUCUACAUCAGGAAGAGGAGAUUUACUUUCACAAAUCCAACGAGGAAAAAAACUAAAAAAGACUAUUGUAAAUGAUCGUUCCAAACCAAUGGUUUCUAAGGAACAACAAAAUUCAACAACUUCACAUUACCCAACAAACCCUUUAAUAGCUGCUAUCGCAGCACGAGCAAAUAGAGGAGGAAGUUCAAUGAAAAAUACUCGAGGAACUCCACAAAGAAAAUGGUAA
Molecule: messenger RNA, 510 nt
Organism: Entamoeba dispar SAW760
Lineage: Eukaryota; Evosea; Mastigamoebida; Endamoebidae
Product: verprolin, putative
Exons: 1
Coding region: 1-510 (169 amino acids)
Molecular function (GO): actin binding
Source: RefSeq, a predicted model, not a curated record